AGCGAGACCGGGCGCCGGCCGGCGGCCGCUGCCUCUGACAGACCCACCGGUCGAGGCUCCGCGCCCAUCAGCAGCACGCGGCCGCCAUGGCGGCGCGGAGGAGCCUCCCGCGGGAGCGGGAGCGGCAACGACCUGGCGACCCCGCCGCAGGAAAUCACCAAGUUCACUCCUGGACACUCGUCACCAGCCAAGCCUUAGAUACCGCGUGGAGAGUAGCAAAGGGGUCAGUGACGUUGGCAGUUUCAUUUCUGGUGGGCACCCUCUGCUACUUUAGAAGCCUACAUUUAUAUUUAGGGCACCGGCUGAAAAGGUGGAUUGGAUAUCUGCAGAGGAGAUUCAAAAGGAACCUCAGCGUGGAGGCAGAAGUUGAUUUACUCAGUUAUUGUGCAAGAGAAUGGAAAGGGGAGACACCCCAUGCCAAGCUGAUGAGGAAGGCUUACAAGGAGCUGUUUUGGCAGCGGCACAUUAAAUGUGUUCGACAAGUAAGGAGAGACAACUACGACGCACUAAGGUCGGUGCUCUUCCAAGUCUUCAGCCAGGGCCUCUCUUUCCCAUCCUGGAUGAAAGAGAAAGAUAUUGCGAAGCUUCCUGAAAAACUGCUCUUUUCACAAGGUUGUAAUUGGAUCCAGCAAUACAGUUUUGGUCCUGAGAAGUAUACAGGUUCGAAUGUGUUUGGAAAAUUACGUAAAUGUGUGGAAUUAUUGAAAACACAGUGGACUGAAUUUAGUGGAAUUAAAGAUUAUCACAAGAGAGGAAGCAUGUGCAACAUCCUUUUUUCUGAUGCUAUCCUGGAAUAUAAACUUUACGAAGCUCUGAAGUUCAUCAUGCUCUAUCAAGUCACUGAGGCUUAUGAACAAAUGAAGACCAAAAAUGUCAUUCCCAGUCUUUUUCGACUCCUGUUUACCCGGGAAACCUCUUCCGACCCUUUGAGCUUCAUGAUGAAUCACCUGAAUUCUGUAGGUGACACGUGUGGACUAGAGCAGAUUGAUAUGUUUGUACUUGGAUACUCCCUGGAAGUAAAGAUAAAAGUGUUCAGACUGUUCAGGUUUAACUCCAGAGACUUUGAAGUCUGCUACCCAGAGGAGUCGCUCAGGGAGUGGCCGGAGGUCUCCCUGCUGACCGAGAAUGACCGCCACUAUCACAUUCCUGUCUUUUAAGUCUGCCUGGACCGGGCACCAGCUCUCACCGGUGACAGUGGUCACACUUGCAAGUAAUGUUUCUAGAAAAGCAAAGCUAGUAUUGCUGCCAUUGGAGGAAUCGGGACCUCCCUUUCCAGGAUUACAGGUACACUGGACGGAGACCCACGUGCCUUCCCUUUGUUUCCAGUGAUUCCCUCCAGAGCCCCUGCACUAAUGUAUUUGUGGGUUGGUGGUUUGACCUUGUCUGUAAAGGCUCUGGUCAUUUCACCCACAACAGAGCACAAGGACGUUUAGUUUGGGAAGAACAACAACAGGAAGAGAGCGAGAAGAAAACAAGUAGGGGAAAAGGACUAAAGGGAAAGAAUUUCUUUGUCUAUCAUCAUCUUUAUGUUCUUUGUUCAGAAUCUUGUCUUUGACUGAUUUUGGAUCUUCAUAAACAUGGCCUUAUUUUAUAAGCAUUACCUUCCCAGGAAUCUCUAUGGUAUAUUAAUUUUCCAGAACCAUUCGAUUAACUUUAAAAUUGUGUGUGUGUGUGUGU
Molecule: messenger RNA, 1677 nt
Organism: Eubalaena glacialis (North Atlantic right whale)
Lineage: Eukaryota; Metazoa; Chordata; Mammalia; Artiodactyla; Balaenidae
Gene: OTULINL
Product: OTU deubiquitinase with linear linkage specificity like
Exons: 8
Coding region: 87-1157 (356 amino acids)
Biological process (GO): protein linear deubiquitination
Cellular component (GO): cytoplasm
Molecular function (GO): cysteine-type deubiquitinase activity
Source: RefSeq, a predicted model, not a curated record